AUUUGCCGCUUUGCAUGCUGGGAAGGGAGUGUCACCCUAGCAACAGCAAGAUUAUAAACGAUGAGAGUUCUCAAUUUUGGCUAGGUAACCGUUUGACAAUACAGACGUUUUGUUUACAUUUACAGUGAAAGAAAAUUAAAUGUGAGUUUUCCAUAAUUUCCGAAAUGGACAAACUGCAGGCAGAAGAUGCACGGUACUUGAAAAGGAAAGUAAAACGGGGGAGUGUGGAUGUCCACCCGACAGAGAAAGCCCUCGUUGUUCAGUAUGAGGUGGAGGCGACUAUCCUCGGCGAAAUGGGGGACCCGAUGGUUGGAGAACGCAAGGAGUGUCAGAAAAUCAUCCGCCUUAAAAGCUUAAACGCCAACACAGACAUCACCACCCUGGCUCGCAGGGUGGUGGAGGAAUGCAGGCUCAUUCAUCCAUCUAAACUUCCAGAGGUGGAACAACUGCUGUUCUACCUGCAGAACCGUAAGAAGCCAGACAAACAAGAGAAACAUUCGCCCAGAGACCUCACACCAUUUGAGGGGAUGGAGCUGGAUGAGGAGGCCAACAUCAACUGCAUAGAUGACUAUGUGGAGCUGCUGUAUGAAGACAUCCCAGAGAAGGUCAGGGGAGCCACCCUCAUUCUCCACCUCGCCCGCAACCCUGACAACCUGGAAGAGCUCCUGCAGAAUGAAACUGCCUUGGGAGCUCUGGCCAGAGUCCUGAGGGAGGACUGGAAACAGAGCGUUGACAUGGCAACUACCAUUAUCUACGUCUUCUUCUGCUUCUCCAGUUUCUCCCAGUUUCAUGGGCUAGUGACCCACUAUAAGAUCGGAGCCCUCUGUAUGAACAUCACUGAACACGAGCUGAAGAGGUACGACCUCUGGCAGGAUGAACUGCAGAAGAAGAAGAAGGCUUAUGAAGAGGAUCCUGACAACCAGAAUGUGAAGAAGGAACAUGAGAAAGCCUUGAAGAAAUACCAGGGCCUCCUGAGCAAGCAGGAGCAGCUUCUACGAGUGGCUCUGUACCUGUUGUUAAACCUGGCUGAGGACACACGCACAGAGCUGAAAAUGAGGAACAAGAACAUCGUCCACAUGCUGGUGAAGACCCUGGACCGGGAGGACGAGGAGCUACUGGUGCUCGUGGUCUCCUUCCUCAAGAAACUCAGCAUCUUCCUGGAGAACAAGAACGACAUGGCAGAGAUGCAUGCGGUGGAGAAACUGGCCAGGCUGCUGGCCUGUGAUCAUGAGAACCUACUCAACACUACCCUGCGUCUGCUCCUCAACCUCUCCUUUGACACAGGCCUCCGCAGCCAGAUGGUUCAGGCUGGACUCAUCCACAAACUCUCCUUAAUGCUAGCUGACGAGAAGCAGGGACAGCUGUGUAUGUGCAUUCUGUACCACAUCAGUGUGGAUGACCGAUUCAAGUCCAUGUUUGCCUACACAGACUGCAUACCACAGUUGAUGAAGAUGCUGUUUGAGUGUGGUGAGAGCCACAUGGAACCUGAGCUCAUCGCCUUCUGCAUCAACCUGGCUGCCAACAAGAGGAACGCACAGGUCAUCUGUGAAGGUAAUGGUCUGAAGAUGCUGAUGAAGAGGGGUCUGAAGUUAAAGGAUGUUCUUAUCAUGAAGAUGAUCAGGAACUUGUCACAACAUGACGGACCCACCAAGAACCUCUUCAUAGACUAUGUGGGUGACCUAGCGGCUCAGAUGGGAGCGGAGGAGAGGGAGGAGUAUGUGAUAGAGUGUCUGGGGACUCUGGCUAACCUCACCAUCCCUGACCUGGACUGGGAACUGGUGCUGAAGGAGUACAACCUGGUGCCCUACCUCAAAGACCACCUCAAACCAGGCUCGGCAGAGGAUGACCUGAUCCUAGAGGUGGUGAUCAUGAUAGGGACGGUGUCCAUGGACGACUCCUGUGCUGCCACAAUGGCUAAGUCUGGCAUCAUCCCUGCUCUCAUCGAGCUGCUCAACGCCCAACAGGAGGAUGAUGAGUUUGUGUGUCAGAUUGUCUAUGUGUUGUACCAGAUGGUGGUCCACCAGGUCACCAGGGACGUCAUCAUCAAGGACACACAGGCUCCUGCCUACCUCAUUGACCUGAUGCACGACAAGAACGCUGAGAUACGGAAAGUCUGUAACAACACACUUGACAUCAUCGCUGAGUAUGAUAAAGAGUGUGAGAGAAAGAUCCAGAGUGAGAAGUUCCGCUGGCACAACUCCCAGUGGUUAGAGAUGGUGGAGAACAGAGCCAUGGGAGACGACGGAGAACCCUUCAUGUUUGGAGACGAUGGAGAAGCAUUCAUGCACAACGGAGACAUUCUGGAGAGACACGACCUCUUCUACACCGCAGAUGGGAUCAUCCCAGCAGACGGUACCAUCAGCCCGGAGUUCUUCACAGACUACCAGAACGGAGACAUUGGCCAGGCUGGAGGCUUUCCCGGCAGUAUGAAUCCGGAUAUGUUUGGGCAGUCGACAGUGACCCCUGGACAGCGCCCUGCCACGACCUACGGCACCCGGCCAGACGAGCAGUUCUUCUACAGCUACGCUGGUGCAGCUUCCAGAUGAACCAGGUUAACUUCACUAUACCACAGAGACUGACUGCAGCUAUGUCCCAUCUAGCCAGGUUAACUUCACUAUACCACAGAGACUGACUGCAGCUAUGUCCCAUCUAGCCAGGUUAACUUCACUAUACCACAGAGACUGACUGCAGCUAUGUCCCAUCUAGCCAGGUUAACUUCACUAUACCACAGAGACUGACUGCAGCUAUGUCCCAUCUAGCCAGGUUAACUUCACUAUACCACAGAGACUGACUGCAGCUAUGUCCCAUCUAGCCAGGUUAACUUCACUAUACCACAGAGACUGACUGCAGCUAUGUCUCAUCUAGCCAGGUUAACUUCACUAUACCACAGAGACUGACUGCAGCUAUAUCCCAUCUAGCCAGGUUAACUUCACUAUACCACAGAGACUGACUGCAGCUAUGUCUCAUCUAGCCAGGUUAACUUCACUAUACCACAGAGACUGACUGCAGCUAUAUCCCAUCUAGCCAGGUUAACUUCACUAUACCACAGAGACUGACUGCAGCUAUGUCUCAUCUAGCCAGGUUAACUUCACUAUACCACAGAGACUGACUGCAGCUAUGUCCCAUCUAGCCAGGUUAACUUCACUAUACCACAGAGACUGACUGCAGCUAUAUCCCAUCUAGCCAGCUAUGCUUUGUGGUCAUGAAGGAGUAUCAACACUCCUUCCUGUAUGUUCAACAGCACCUUGGUAUCUCAGCUGAUCCCUUCUAGUGCUCUAGUCCAAACUCUAGCAGUGAUGUUGUUGCUGUUUUAUUGAAUGAAAACAUUACAUCUUAAGCUACCUAAGUGAUGUUGUUGCUGUUUUAUUGAAUGAAAACAUUACAUCUUAAGCUACCUAAGUGAUGUUGUUGCUGUUUUAUUGAAUGAAAACAUUACAUCUUAAGCUACCUAAGUGAUGUUGUUGCUGUUUUAUUGGAAUAUUAUACAUCUCAAUGUUCACUACAAGUAUGUAUUUCUGUAACAACACAAACUAAAAUUAAUUAACUGAAUUAUUAAAUUAUACAUUCAUGAUAUAUGUUGUACUGGGGUUCAUUGUUUUUCUGAUCAAUGCUACUUUCCAUAGGAUGUUUUUUUUUCUCUUCAAAUUCCAGAAGGUUGGUUGGUAUGGCAGUCUUAUUGUCCACUAGCUGCACUAGCUGCAUGCUGUAACAGGCCAUUUUAUAGAUGACCUCAUUCUGGAGACUGACAGUUGAGAUGUUCUCCAUCUUUUCUGUCUUUGCAGUCUCUCUCUCUCUCUCUGUCUCUCUCUUUCUCUCUCUGUCUCUCUCUUUCUGUCUCUCUCUUUCUGUCUCUGUCUCUCUCUUUCUGUCUCUGUCUCUCUCUUUCUCUCUCUCUUUCUG
Oncorhynchus mykiss (rainbow trout) is the source of this 3900-nucleotide messenger RNA. Lineage: Eukaryota; Metazoa; Chordata; Actinopteri; Salmoniformes; Salmonidae. The record is from RefSeq and is a predicted model, not a curated record.